Molecule: messenger RNA, 819 nt
Organism: Pelagomonas calceolata
Lineage: Eukaryota; Pelagophyceae; Pelagomonadales; Pelagomonadaceae
Source: the annotation of a GenBank genome assembly
CGGCAUCAGCACGGUAUCGACGAGAUGCGAGCGCCGAGCGAUCCAACAACGGAAAGCGGGGCUAAGUGGAUGACGCUCACUUGGUUCCUGCGGCCAGACCGCUAUGAAGGUGGGUCGAAACAAGUUUUGUGCUAUCGAUCGAUUGGGUUCAGGUGAAGUUGCUGAUGGACAUAUGGACGGCAAAGGCACUUACUGGCAUGCGGAUUCUUCCCGGCACGUAUUCUUUUUUUUUGAAUUAUCAGAUCUGAUAGUUGAUAGGUACGAGGGUUCCUUUUGCAAAAGUCAGCGUCAUGGCUACGGUGAAUAUUUCUUUGCGGAUGGAUCGUGCGGUGCGGAGUGAAUUACCCCAUACCUAAGAGUCGGAGAGAACGGGGACUGAAUGGUUAGGUAUUAUAAGGGCGAGUACAAAUGGGGGGCUAAACAUGGUUACGGUGUCUUUGUGUACCGCGACGAGACAAGGUUCGAGGGAACCUUCACAAAUAAUGUCAAGGAAGGGCAGGGUAUAAUGUACUACUCGGAUGGGUCGAAAUAUGUCGGCGAUUACCACUUUGGAAUGAUGGAUGGACAGGGCGAAUAUGUGUGGCCAAAUGGCGUCAAGUACAUCGGAGAGUGGCGCGCAGACGAGCGACAUGGCUUUGGGCAAAUGUAUUUUUCAGAUAACGAGCCUGCGUACCGAGCUAGAUGGGAACAUGAUCAGCGUGUUUUUGAUUGAGAGAUGCCAUAAGUUGCUGAUGAAUUCUCGGCUGCGUUUUGACUUCCUCCUACCCGACCUACUUUUCAGCUAGGUUAAACGUCCAGCGCUUCCGCAAUAACCCAGCA